Molecule: messenger RNA, 958 nt
Organism: Syngnathus acus (greater pipefish)
Lineage: Eukaryota; Metazoa; Chordata; Actinopteri; Syngnathiformes; Syngnathidae
Gene: exosc8
Product: exosome component 8
Exons: 11
Coding region: 23-844 (273 amino acids)
Biological process (GO): nuclear polyadenylation-dependent mRNA catabolic process; U4 snRNA 3'-end processing; nuclear mRNA surveillance
Cellular component (GO): cytoplasmic exosome (RNase complex); nuclear exosome (RNase complex)
Source: RefSeq, a predicted model, not a curated record
CCACGUGGUUAAUCAAAACAUCAUGGCGGCUGGAUUUAAGAUGGCUGAGCCCCUGGAGUACCACCGCAGCUUUCUGAAGGAAAACUGUCGACCGGAUGGACGUGAACUGUCAGAAUUCCGAACCACGUCGAUCAACAUUGGGUCCAUCAGCACAGCAGAUGGCUCAGCGUUGGUCAAGAUGGGCAACACCACCGUCAUCUGUGGGGUCAAAGCGAAGCUGGCAAACCCGUUAGUGGAGGCGCCGGGGAAAGGUUUCAUAGUGCCCAACGUGGACCUGCCGCCGCUGUGCUCCUCACAGUUCCGACCCGGACCACCGGGGGAGCAGGCCCAGGCCGCCAGUCAGUUCAUGGCCGACAUCAUCGAGAGCUCAGAAGUGUUACAGACAGAAGAUUUGUGCAUCGAACGAGCCAAGCUGUGCUGGUCGUUGUACUGCGACCUGAUGUGUCUGGACUACGACGGCAACUUGUUGGACGCGUGCUCACUUGCCUUGCUGGCCGCCCUGAAGAACACCGGGCUCCCCGAGGUCUCCGUCAACGGCGAGACUGGCGUGCCUCAGGUGGACUUGGAUAAGCGACUUGGGUUGAAGAUCGCCAGGCAUCCCGUGGCCGCCUCCUUCUGCGCAUUUGAUGACUCCGUCUUGGCGGAUCCCACGGCUGAAGAGGAGCGACUGGCCACCUCUCGCCUCACUGUGGUGACGGACGAGGAAGGACGCCUGUGCUCCAUGCACAAACCGGGUGGGACGCCUUUGUCUGGGGAGAAGCUCCGAGAGUUGAUCGGCCGAGCGACAGCGCGGCAGAAAGAACUCCACAAACUCAUCGACAAAGUCAUCAAAAGCAUCACAUAAAAAAUAAGACAAAUUUUGUUUUUAAUAUCUAAAAGCUGUAUUUUCACUGUCAAUAUAUACUCCUCUGUUUUUUUUUUACAACAAUAAAACUGCUGACAAAGACAUCUUAAAAAA